This is a messenger RNA of Pectinophora gossypiella (pink bollworm), 3963 nucleotides long. RefSeq lists its product as uncharacterized. The coding region runs from base 1 to 3963 and encodes 1320 amino acids. The record is from RefSeq and is a predicted model, not a curated record. Gene Ontology annotation, molecular function: zinc ion binding; nucleic acid binding. NCBI's taxonomy places the organism in Eukaryota, Metazoa, Arthropoda, Insecta, Lepidoptera, Gelechiidae. The transcript has a single exon.
AUGGACGACCAAAGAGACCCUAUACCAAGGGGUGACGGUUCGAACUACCUACGUAACCCAGGAGCGCCCAGGUCACAGGGCCAGGGUAGUUAUCAAGGUGACCCAGGAGAACCCAGGUCACAGGGUCAGGGCUCUUACCUACGUAACCCAGGAGCGCCCAGGUCACAGGGCCAGGGUAGUUAUCAAGACGACCCAGGAGAACCCAGGUCACAGGGUCAGGGUUCUUACCUACGUAACCCAGGAGCGCCCAGGUCACAGGGCCAGGGUAGUUAUCAAGACGACCCAGGAGAACCCAGGUCACAGGGUCAGGGUUCUUACCUACGUAACCCAGGAGCGCCUAGGUCACAAGGCCAGGGUAGUUGUCAGGACGACCCAGGAGCACCCAGGUUACAGGGUCGGGGUCCUAACCACAACCCAGAUGCAGCCAGCCAGGACCAGGGCCACGAUGUAAUUGAUCUUUCUCGGCGGAGCUAUGAUGAAUUUAUUACAAGACGCUCACGGCCAGAGCAUCGCAGCAGUGGACGACGACGACGACAACGACGUAGCUCAACAUCUGAGGACUCUGGUGAGCGUUACCAUGAUUUUGCUAAACGUUCUAGAUUGUCUAGGUUAAGAAGUAAAGAUCACGAUUCCAUGAUUCUUGAUAAGUUUAUGGAUAUUUUAAAACAUGUAAAUGCUUCGGAUAAACCAAGACUUACUUUCAAUUCAAAUGGCAUUCCUGAAUUUGAUCCGAUGUCUAGGGAACAAACUGUAUUAACUUGGCUUACUAAGGUAGAAGAAUGUGCUACUAUCUAUCAAUGGGACGACAGGGAAACGAUUUAUUAUGCUCUUCCUAAAUUGGUAGGCGUUGCCAAAUCCUGGUAUCAGGGCUUGGAUACUGUUUUACAUUCGUGGACUGAAUGGAAGAAGAAACUAAUUGAAUCAUUUCCCUGUCGGGAGGACUAUGCAGAGCUACUCACAGAAAUGUUAUCGAAAAAAGUUCGAUACGGGGAGUCGUUGGAAUACUAUUACUAUGCGAAGAUCAAUUUGUUGAACAGGUGCAAAAUACACGGCAGACAAGCUGUUGAUUGCAUUCUCCACGGCGUAGAGGAUCGUGCAGUAAAGGUAGGUGCUCAAGCAGCCCAAUUCACAGAACCCGAACAAGUAUUGAAAUAUUUCAGAACCGUGAAAGUGGCACCAAAUAGAGAUAGAGAUCGUCCGGACUCUUCCCAACGGUUUCGUCAUAGUGACCAAAGACAACAGCCUCGAGGACCAAACGCAUCGAGAGAAAAUACCAAUAUCAAAUGUUACAAUUGUAACGUAGUCGGUCAUCGUAGUAUAAAAUGUGACAAACCUGCUGUAAAAUGUACUUAUUGCGAGAAAAUGGGACACUUAGCAGAAAACUGCUUCAAAAAAAUGAAUAGAGCACAAGAAAAAUAUGAUGGAAGGGCUAAAGAGCAAGUCGUGAAACAAGUGGCAGAGCUACACAUGGAUGAUGCAAACAACAAGUACAUCCUGGAUAUUAAGGUUAACAAUUCAAUGGUUAAAUGCCAUGUUGACCUAGGCAGUCAAUGUUCACUGAUAAAGAUAAGUACAGCCAGAGAAUUGAACCUUGAUAUUGAAAAGUCUCAGGAUUUGCCAGUAUUGAGAGGCAUAGGAGGGAGUUUGGUAACACCUAUGGGCAUUGUAACGAGUGAGGUUGAAGUUCAGGGCAUUCGUGAAGUGAUUAACUUGUACGUGGUCGAGGACUACGUAAUUCGUCAACCAACUCUGUUGGGGCACUCAUUUACUGAAAACCCAAGCAUAGUAAUAUCCAAGACCCCAAAAGAACUUAUCUUUCAGAGAAUCACGGAUGAAAAGGUGCAUUUGAAAACAAGAAAACGAGUCUCUUUGGCUUGUAACGUGUUAACACCGGUUCCUGUUGAAUCCUCUUCUCUCGUUACCGGCACGGUUCAUGUCAAUGGCUCUUUACGAGGCCCAGAAGGUAAAGAGUAUUAUCUCCUCUCCGGACAUUACGACAUCGACCAAGGUUGUAGUACGGUACUAGUCUUAAAUACAUCCUCGGAAGUCACAACUAUCGACGAGGGCUCCCUUUUAACGCGUGCUAUCUUCAAACAAAGCGAAAAUACUACGCUUAAUUGUUGCAGUAUGUCCUUUAAUGAAGAAGAGGUCGAUGAAGCAAUUAACUGUGGAGCAAACCUGAGCAAUGACGAACGUCUAAAACUUCAACGACUUUUAUCGAACUACGGUGAUUGUUUCUCGAAAGGCCUCGAAGAUCUCGGUUUCACAGAGGCAACCGAAAUGGUUAUCGAGCUUGAAGACUCACAGCCAGUGGUAUAUCGUCCCUACCGGAUGUCGUACGCUGAGAGGAUACUGGUGAGAAAUAUGGUUCGAGAGAUGCUUGAUAAUGGGAUUGUGAGAGAGUCUUCGUCGCCUUAUGCAAGCCCCAUUGUCCUAGUUCAAAAAAAGACUGGGGAGAAGCGACUAUGCGUUGACUACAGGGCGUUAAAUCGCAAAACAAGAAAGGACCAUUACCCUCUUCCCCGAGUCGAAGACCAACUGGACCAACUUGCUGGUAACACUUUAUUCACGUCUCUCGAUCUGGCCUCUGGUUAUUACCAGAUACCUAUUGCAGAAGGGUCUCGUCAUAAAACAGCCUUUGUAACCCCUGACGGACAAUUUGAAUAUAAUAGAAUGCCAUUUGGGCUAGUGAAUGCACCUUCAGUGUUUCAAAGAACAAUCAAUAAAAUUUUGUCCGAAGCCAAAGUAAAAUAUGCUAUCGUUUAUAUGGAUGACAUUUUAAUUCCAGCCAAAGAUGUCUGUGAGGGAUUACAAAGGUUGGAAGAGGUUUUGCAGUUGCUGAAGAAAGGAGGCCUUACAUUGAAAUUAGGCAAAUGCAAUUUCUUUCAAAGCCGGAUCGACUUUCUCGGCUUUGAGGUUAGCGGUGAAGGUAUUCGCCCAGGAACUAAAAAGACCGAUGCUGUUUCGAAAUUUCCGACACCUACUAAUCAGCAUGAAAUAAGACAAUUCCUCGGACUAUCCGGUUUCUUUCGACGUUUCAUCAAAGGCUACGCCCUUAUAGCAUCUCCACUCACCGAUCUAUUACAAAAAGAUUCUAUAUGGGUGUGGGGGGAAACUCAACAACGUGCCUUUGAUAAUAUCAAAACCCUACUAACACGUAGGCCACUUUUAGCAUUAUAUGACCCAAAAGCCGAAACGCAGCUGCACACGGAUGCCAGUAAAAACGGUGUUGCGGGAAUACUCCUGCAAGCCAACGCGGAUGGAAUUUUCCAGCCAGUGUCGUAUUUUAGUCGCAAGACUACACCAGACGAACGCAAACUGCACUCGUAUGAGUUGGAGACAGUCGCAGUUAUAGCCUCUUUGAAUCGUUUCAGAGUGUAUCUGGUUGGGAUACCAUUUAAAAUAUUUACGGACUGCAACGCUCUCAGGUAUACACUGACUAAACGAGACGUUAUUCCACGAGUAGCCCGCUGGUGGGUACAAAUACAGGAAUACGACUGUUCCAUUGAGUAUCGUCCUGGUACACGUAUGGUGCACGCGGAUGCGCUAAGUCGUAACCCCGUUGACGAUAGUGUAUCAGAAUCCCACGUUAUCGACGUGCUUGCCGUGGAAGAAGACCAAGACUGGAUCAUCACCGUCCAAAAUGCAGACGACGAAAUAAAAAUAAUAAAAGAAAUUCUUAGUGAUUCAAAUUCGGAGCAGAUCGCAGAUGUCUGUAAAAAUUAUAAACUUAAAAACGGUCGUGUUUACCGUAUUAUUGGCGACGAACUGAAGUGGUUAGUGCCAAAAAGUGCUCGUUGGCAAAUAGUUCAGAAGAACCACGAUGACGUCGGCCAUUGCGGAUUUGAUAAAACACUCCAGCGAAUCCAGAAACAUUAUUGGUUCGCUAAAAUGCGACGUUUUAUAAAAAAAAUAUGUUGCAUCUUGCCUAGAGUGUGCACACCACAAAACACCUGGUGGUAA